This is a messenger RNA of Papaver somniferum (opium poppy), 1173 nucleotides long. RefSeq lists its product as uncharacterized. The transcript is spliced from 7 exons. NCBI's taxonomy places the organism in Eukaryota, Viridiplantae, Streptophyta, Magnoliopsida, Ranunculales, Papaveraceae. Bases 122 to 898 code for a protein of 258 amino acids. The record is from RefSeq and is a predicted model, not a curated record.
AAAAGCAUUUUCAUACCAAAACUGAUUAGCAGACAAAGAACACAAGAGGAGCUUAAAAUCGAAGAAUGGGGAAGAAGAUGGCAGUUUACAAAUUCAUAAAAUUGCAAAGGGGAGAAAAACCAUGUCUGAUGAUUUACUUAGGGUUUCUACAACAAAUUUGAGUAGUCAAUCUGAAACAAGUCAUUACCAACAUGGUAUUCCUGGAAUCCCUACUGAUGGUAAAGUUGUUCUACUUAAAAACUCCAGCAAUGGGGCUCUAAUCUAUCUUGUUGGAACUAAUCAUCAUUCUGUUAAAAAGGUGAUCGAUAAUGUAAAGCCUGAUGUAGUUCCGAAUUUCUAUUUGCAGAUUGAGCAGUGCGAGAAACGUGCCAGGAGCCUCAUGAAAUUGAAACCUAAACAUGCUACACUGUACAAGUUGUUCCGCUUUUCCAUGAGAACUCCAGGUGGACUGGGCGUGAAGCUUGGAAUGUUUUUAACAAAUUGUCAGUUGCGCCGGUUGUUCGCACAUGGUAUAUUUCCAGGCCUGGAUUUCAAGGUUGCAAUGGAAGAAUCUUCUAGAGUGGGAGCAAGAUGUUUCUACAUAGAUCAAGAUAUCGAUGUUAUCGAUCAACAAUCACCUAAAUCUUCCCUUUUCGACUUGCUUAUGGAAACAUUUUGUACCAAAGCUAGGGGUGAAGUUGAAUAUACAAGAUCCUAUGCGCAUGAAAUGUAUAGCCUUCAUAAAAAACUUUUUCCUGAUAGGUAUAAGGUGAUAAUUGAAGGCAGAGACAAGUUUAUGUUUACAAAUCUUAGAAGUUUUCAAGGAAAAAUUGUGGCAGUGAUUGGGUUGUCUCACAUGGAUGGAAUUGAACUAUUGUGGAAGCUUGCGGAGGAGGGUGACAAAAGCAACGUCCGUUAAAUCUGAAUUGAGGGUUGGCCAUGAACAUUCAGAGUAAGGCGGAGAACAUUCAGAGUCUGUACCCUAUGUUGCUUCAGAUUGGGAUUUCGUAGAACUUUUUGAACUUAUUUGGUCAGUUAGCACAUUAGACAAUGUGUAUUUGCUCUUUUUGUAUUGACAGAGUUCUAACUGUCACAACCCAAAAUGAUAUGAUCAACAAUGGAACUCUUGAUAACUCUUGUUUUUAUUUGUGGGCGUAAUAGAAGUUUAGUUAUCGUUUGAUCGCCAAGCAAUCA